AUGAAGAAACCAAUAAAGGCUCAGUUAAAACAGUGUCAUCUGGAGCCAGUUGAAAAAACAGUCCCACGCCCACUUCCUGGAGUUCCCGAGCACUUUAAUCACGGCGUUUUCUUCGAUGAUGGAUUUGACUACAUGCAGUACUUGAAAUCGGUUUCCGAACUAAACGAUCGUCAAGCUUUCCGCAUUACUGGGAUCCCCGAAAAUGAGUCUGUCACUCUCGCUGACGAGCAUCCUACUACUAGUGAUAUUCGUGAACCUGUCGUCGACGAACCUGCGCUUCCCGAGGGUUUUGAUCUUCCUUCUGAUCUUGAAGAUGAGUCCACUGAACUGGAAGACAAUUUUGUUGAAAUUGCUGGAGGGAAACCAGUUCUUUGUGGUGAUUCUGACGAAGCGGAUGAUACAAAACACGAAGUGCCUCGACAUAUUGGAGCCUCCUCAAGAGACAAGUUGUCCCAAGAUAAGGUUUUGAUGAUGGAGCGGUUUCUAUACGGUGAUAAUGUAGGUGAUCAGGAACAUGCUGCUUUUCCCGAUGCCUCAGACGAAUCGUCACCUGAGUGGUUUGCGGAUAUGGACGACAAUGCUGCUCUUAACUACCAGUUUGAAAAGUUAGUUCUCCGUUGCAAAAAUCGCGCGAAAUCCGCCAGUCAGUCGGCAGUUACGUCUACCUCGAUGAUGAGUGAAGGUCUACUUUACGGCCUCAGUCGCGACAAGAGAAUUCUACCACAUCGGUCUGUGGAGAAUUUGACCGCUUCGGCUACAGCUAUUGGAGUUGGCAACACCACAGGCAGUAUUGGUGGUGGACUGACCGCGGCGGGCAACAAUUUGUGGACCAAACUACCGCAUUUCUGCUCCAAAGUAAAGACUAAAUCUCACGGUUAUUUGUUCGGCAACCGGAAAGUUAAGUACUCACACAGGAACCAUUCACUCACCGAGCGACCGUUCGAGCGUCCUGUGGAAUGUGGCGUAUGCGGCCAAUUACUCUGGGGGCUGAGUCCACAGGGCCUGGCCUGCAAUAACUGUGACUUGUGCGUGCACAGCAAGUGUAAACUCGGCAUAAGGGAGGCAUGCACGAAGGAGAAUCGCAAAUCAGGCAUCCCCAAUGCGAUCCCCAUCACCACGACAAAUGGGACCCAAUCGCCCCCCGACAUGCCACCCUUAGCACCGCAUGCUGUCAGUUGCACCCGUACCCAUUCAUUCGCACCUACUGUGCUUUCCACCGGCGGGGCCGUGGAUGUACUAAGCGAUGGUAUCACCGCGCGGGACGAAUCUUCCUUCGCACUUGGUGCACGAGAAAAUACUCCCAGCCCUAGAAAUCCGUUACUAAACGCAUCCUUUGGAGCACUGAAUUCAGAUGAACUCGCUGGAGGCAUUCUGAAUGUCACGGAGUCCACUCCCUCGGCGAGCACCCAAAGCGUUUCAAUCCGACCAUCCACGUCUGACAUAGUAUCUUUGGAGACAUCCUAUGGUGAGGACCGUCAACAAUCUACACAGAAUAAAUCCAUUGGUGAUGAGCAAAUGGACACCGAUAUUCGUAAGUUGCAAUGGUUUCUGCCUGUGUGUCAUCCGGGGAGUGCAUUGUUAUUCGAAGCUUUCUCCAGUGCAAAUUCUUAUUUCUGA
Messenger RNA from Dicrocoelium dendriticum, 1617 nucleotides. NCBI's taxonomy places the organism in Eukaryota, Metazoa, Platyhelminthes, Trematoda, Plagiorchiida, Dicrocoeliidae. The record is from the annotation of a GenBank genome assembly.